This is a messenger RNA of Amphiprion ocellaris (clown anemonefish), 2870 nucleotides long. RefSeq names its product RAB3A interacting protein (rabin3)-like 1 (gene rab3il1). NCBI's taxonomy places the organism in Eukaryota, Metazoa, Chordata, Actinopteri, Pomacentridae. The coding region runs from base 284 to 1720 and encodes 478 amino acids. Gene Ontology annotation, molecular function: guanyl-nucleotide exchange factor activity. The record is from RefSeq and is a predicted model, not a curated record. Gene Ontology annotation, biological process: exocytosis. The transcript has 13 exons. Gene Ontology annotation, cellular component: Golgi to plasma membrane transport vesicle.
ACCCUUCCAGUCUAACCAGGAGAACAACAGCAGGGCGAAGUGCGGAGACUUUACUGAGCUCAAGCUAGAGAUUAUCAAAGCAGGAUUUCUGCUGUUUUUGCAGAUUUUUGGUGCACUUGCAACAACUGAGAAUCAAUUUUGUCCAUUUUGGUGCUGAACAGCUACAGAUAUCGUCAUCACCCGACACCGUUCAAACUAUUCUACAAGCUAAACCUUGAGUGAGUGUGACAGUGACAAUUUCCAGUAGUUUCCAAUGAGUCUCUGCGCUACCUGAGAGGGACAGAUGGAUGCUUUUGAGGGAAUUCAUAGCGUCCAGAUUUCCUCCUCUCCACCAUCUUCAACUUCAUCGAACCCGGGAUAUGAAGUCCUCAAAGCGGGAAGAUCAGGAAUAGCAGUAUAUUCCUCCACCGUCUUCUUUGGGACUCCUGAUGUAGCUGCAGUCAGACAUAAGUCCAGCAGAGUCACUGAGGAGGGAGGCUGCGUUGUUGGACGGCUGGUAGAUCUGGAUCCAGAGCCAGAGUCCAGAGUGGAGGGAGGAGGUCAGGCUGGGCCCACCUCAGGCAGAGGUCAUGGCCAGCUCUCCCGACUCCGCAGCUCCUCCCUGGAGAUCAAAGAAAAGGAAAUAAGAGAAAAGGGGUCAGAGAUCCUUAGGGAACAGCUGGACGCCGCAAAGAAGGAACUGAAACUAAAAGACAAAGAGUGCGAGCGUCUGUCGCAAGUCAGGAAUCAGCUGGAACAGGAGCUGGAGGAGCUGACGGCCAGUCUGUUUGAGGAAGCUCACAAGAUGGUGCGUGAAGCUAAUGUCAAACAAGCAGCAGCAGAGAAACAGCUUAAGGAGGCUCAGGGGAAGAUUGACGUUCUGCAGGCAGAGGUGACGGCGCUGAAGACUCUGGUGUUGACCUCCACACCUUCUUCACCAAACCGCCAGCUGCAUCCUCAGCUGCAGUCUUCAGGUACCAGGGGAGCGUACAAGCACGUCGGCGGCCACGUUCGGAACAAGAGUGCCAGCGGAGGCUUUCCAACUUCAUCCGGAAAACCAGAACCUUCACCUGUUUCUGUUCAGCCCAAAGAGGACCGAGAGCCUACUGCUCCUGCUCUCCUCUCUCUGAUUCUCUGCCUGGUACCUGGACACUCUGUCAGUGUCAACUAUGACCCUUCAUGGCAGCAGCACAGAGAGGGGCUGGGCACAGACAGCAGACAGAUAGACUCAGUUCUGUUUGCUGAGUUUUUGAUGUGGAAAGAACAUCCGAGUCUGGACCGUUCCUCUGCCUUCCUGAGUCGAAUUUAUUCAGAAGAAAUCGGACCCUGCCUCUCCUUCACACGAUCAGAGCUGUCCCAGCUGGUUCAGAGCGCAGUGGAAAGCAACUCUCUGACUAUCGAGCCUGUGGCCAUGUCAGCGUUACCGAUGGUUAAAGCCUCGGCGAUAGAGUGUGGAGGUCCUAAUGGCUUUAGGGCUGCAGUAGAGACAAAAUGUGCAUUAAGUGGCAUGUCGCGACUCUGCCGACAUCGCAUUAAACUCGGCGACAAGGGGAGCUACUAUUACAUCUCUCCUUCCAGCCGUGCGCGGAUCACGGCCGUCUGCAAUUUUUUCACUUACAUUCGGUACAUCCAGCAGGGCCUCGUGAGACAUGAUGCGGAGCAGAUGUUCUGGGAGGUGAUGCGUCUUCGCAGAGAGAUGACUGUGGCCAAGUUAGGUUUCUAUCUCACUGACCAGGGCUAGAGGUCUUGACUGUCCACUGAAACACCCAACAGGACAACAUAAUCCCAGGAUUUUGAUUACUCAGAUCAGUAACUAUGGUAACACACAGGUCAGUUUUUGAUCAGGUUGUACAGCAUUAGUGCUGCAGCAGAGUUCAACCAACAAGGGAAACAGUAAAUGUUCAUGUGCCACUUUUGGAAAUAUGUAAUGAGACAAUUAGAAUCAAACCAGCACAACAAGAAAGACUUAAAAUUACUUUAAAGAUGACGUUUAAACCAGAAAUGUUUUUUUUCUGUCGUACCGCAUGCCACCAAACUAACUACUGUCUUCCAGUAAUCGUUUCCACUAGUAUAAAGGAUGUUUUUUUUAUUGUUGUGAGCUUUUAAUCUCCCGGGUGGAGAAAACACAACUUCACACAGUAGAUUCUAUGUGUCAUGUUUCAGGCGUUAGUCUGUUGAAAUGAUGAGCACAACACAGGACGGAGCCUAGAGAGUUUAGCUGGUCGUUUACCUCAAUUAUUACAACUAUGUAAUGUUAUAUUGUUUCCACAAAGCAGAGAUUCUCAUUGUUUUCUAGCAUCUCAGUUCGUCAUCAGCUCGAACACCACAGCCAAGACCUUCUUUCUCAGCAUGGCCUUAAUUAUGUUGAUGCACUCUUGCACUUCCUGGUCUUGAUGCCUUGUAUUAAAACAUAAAUUAGCCACAUUCAGCCUCUUGUAAGAAACAGCUUCAUGUUCGGCCUGGACUUAGUAAUCACAUGUAUUGUUAACAAAUUAAUUAUUAGACCUCCAUGCACAAAAUAGAGGGAGCUUUACAACAUAGACAGAAAAAUGGAGCUUUAAUGCAAGUGAUUACAUGUUUCAACUGUAGUUUUGCACGUCUACAAUGAACAGUAUGUACAUAGAGUAAAAGCCAUACAUGACUUUGCAUGAAUGCAAACCAUAGCCAUAUUACACAGUGUAUACUUGUUGUACCUCAUAGUCUAGAUUUGUUAUUAUUAAUGGCCAAUUUUUUACAACAAACUCUUUUGAAGGUGAAAAUGAAGAAUAUUGACAGAAAGUGCAAUAACUGCUUCUCAGCCUUAUUAAAGGCUUUGAGGUUCAUAAUGUCAGUGUACUGAUAAUUAACUGUAAACGCUCCAUUAAACACAAGGCAUUGUAGCCUGACUAUCA